UAGGGGAAAGUGGGGUAGUAAAGUAGGCUGAGCUUGCUGGUUAGUUAACCCACCCCCUGUAUCUAGGACACUGUGCAUAUAUUUCUAUUAAAGCAGGUCAUAUUCAUUAUUUUCAUCUGGUUGAGGAGACAUACAUUAUAAAGGGAAUGACCUUCAACACAACCAUCCUCAAUCAAUCCAAGAUCUUUACCCGCAAUGAGCAAACGACGGUGGACACCGUCUUUUACACCAUCAUUGUUCUCCUUGGAACCACCGGGAACUCCGUGGUCAUCUGGGUGGCCGGCAUCCGUAUGAAACCCAACGUCACCAACAUAUGGCUGGUCAACCUCGCCGUGGCCGACCUGAUCUUCUGCAUGACACGAGUGACCUCUCUUCUCAGUAUUUUCUUUGACCGCUGGCCUUUCGGAGACUUUCUCUGUAAGUUCAUUGGCUUCUUCAAGUACACCAACAUGUUCUGCAGCGUUUUUCUUCUGGCUGUUAUCAGUGUGGAUCGAGUGCUCUGCGUGUGGCGUCCGGUGUUCACCAGGAACAGACGGACGUUAUGUGUCGCUCGUUUAGUCAGUUUAGGGGUCUGGAUUGUGGCAAUGAUCUUCAGUUCACCAUACUUUGUGCAUCGAGGGGUCUAUCCUGGCAAGAACAACUUGAGCCUCUGCUCCCCAAAGGAAGAAAUAAAAGCAAAAGAAGGGAAUUCAGCAAAGUACAUUUAUUACUACAAUCGUUUCUUCUUUGGAUUUCUGUUUCCUUUCCUGGUGAUCUUUAUCUGCUACGCACUCGCUGCUGUUGGGUUACGAAGAACACGACUUUCUGGAAAAUCGAGACCUCUUCGGAUUUUUGCUUUAUUGGUUUUUGCCUUUUUCUUAUGCUGGGCCCCUUACCACAUCCUAGGUCUUGUUAAGCUGAAGAAUAGGAACCAUCCGGCUGUUAAAUUGGGAUGGAAUAUGACUUCAAACUUGGCCUAUUUCAACAGCUGUGUAAACCCAGUGUUGUAUUUCUGCAUGGGACUGAAUCUCAGGAAAUGCUGCAGGCAAAGCCUGUUAGGGAUUUUUUACAAAGCUCUUGCAGAAGACGACCAAACUCUGUCCCGGGACGGCACGGUGGAAGAGCAGUUGAACUACUCUACAGCUGCUGGUACAGUUCAGCACACACCUGUAUGAAUGUAGACUUAUUGUUCAUAAAAUAAUUCAGCACAGUUUUGAUAAAUACUUGUCAGAAUUAAUAUCAGUGUUUUUUUAUUUAUUUAAAUAGCUGCAAGCUAAUAUGCAAGCUAAUUGCUGAGCUAAUAUACAAAGAUUUAGCACAAAAAGCAUAAGCCAUAUUUAAUGAAAGUGUCUGUCUAUCUAUCUUUGAUCUCAUAUCUCAUUAUUAUUAUUAUUAUUAUUUUAUUCUUCUAUUUUUAUAUUUUUGUAACAUCAGUGGCUUGUUUGCUUUGGUCAUGUUUCUGCUUGGCGGAAAGAAAAUAAUAAUUGUUUAUGCAUAUACUGCCCUGUAAGACAGAAAUACAACAUUGCCUGUUUGCUGUAAGCAAUACCUGACAGGUACUGAAAGUUCAGGUAUAAAGGAAAAACAAACAAGUUAAUUCUUUUUACUAUUGCAUAUUAUUUCCUUUUGUUUUUAUUUAAUAGCGGUUUAUAUAAUAAAUGCAAAAUUUUUUUUUAUAAAAAUGCUGGGUUAUUUUCAACCCAGCGUUGGGUCAAAAAGGGACAAACCCAGCUGUUGAGUAUAAUUAA
Paramisgurnus dabryanus is the source of this 1727-nucleotide messenger RNA. RefSeq names its product C3a anaphylatoxin chemotactic receptor-like. Gene Ontology annotation, biological process: complement receptor mediated signaling pathway; phospholipase C-activating G protein-coupled receptor signaling pathway; inflammatory response. The record is from RefSeq and is a predicted model, not a curated record. Gene Ontology annotation, molecular function: complement receptor activity; G protein-coupled receptor activity. Gene Ontology annotation, cellular component: plasma membrane. NCBI's taxonomy places the organism in Eukaryota, Metazoa, Chordata, Actinopteri, Cypriniformes, Cobitidae.